CGGAGCCCGCUGGUUCCGCGCGGGGCUCUGUGACCGCGUGACCCUGCGGCCCGCUGUCCCCGCGCAGUCAUGGCGGCGGUCAGGGCCCUGGUGGCGUCCAGGCCACUGGCGUCCUCCGCGUUCGCGCCGCUUCAUGCGUGCAGCCCACGCGCGCCCCUCCACCGGUCCGCGCCGCGCCCGGGGGCCAGGGUCGCGCUAGUGCUGUCUGGUUGCGGAGUCUACGAUGGGACCGAGCUCCACGAGGCCUCCGCGGUGCUGGUUCACCUGAGUCGUGGCGGGGCCGAGGUCCAGAUCUUUGCUCCUGACAUCCCUCAGAUGCACGUGGUUGACCACGCCAAGGGGCAGCCUUCUGAGAGCGAAACCAGGAACGUCCUGACGGAGUCCGCGAGGAUCGCGCGCGGGAAGAUCACCGACCUGGCCAGGCUCAGCGCAGCCAAUCAUGAUGCUGCCAUUUUCCCCGGAGGCUUCGGAGCUGCCAAAAACUUGAGCACGUUCGCCGUCGACGGGAAAGACUGCAAAGUCCAUGAGGACGUGGAGCGGGUCCUGAAGGAGUUCCACAAGGCCGGCAAGCCCAUUGGCCUGUGCUGCAUUGCUCCCGUCCUGGCGGCCAGAGUGCUCCGUGGGGUCGAGGUCACCGUGGGCCACGAGCAGGAAGAAGGCGGCAAGUGGCCCUACGCAGGGACUGCGGAAGCCAUCAAGGCCCUGGGCGCCAAGCACUGUGCGAAGGGAGUGACCGAAGCUCACGUGGACCAGAAAAACAAGGUGGUCACGACCCCGGCCUUCAUGUGCGAGACGGAGCUUCACCACAUCCACGACGGGAUCGGGGCCAUGGUGAAGAAGGUGCUGGAACUCUGUGGAAAGUGACCGUGCCGCGAGCCCUGCGGCCUCCACCAGGGGGAGCUGGUGGCCUGUUUUCCCCGUGGCUUCGCUUUUCCUUCUAUAGGUAUCUUCUGCCCGAGGAGGCGUCCUUGGGGCCAGGGAUGGGUCGGUGUGCAGCAUUCCGUUCACACCGCGGAGGCUGGACCCUUUCUGUGGCCUGAGAUCGAAGUGGGACCUGCUCUUUCAGAGAGAGAAUUGGGAGACACGUCUCCCCACUGCCUCACGUUUGGCUGGCCUUAGGAUACGUGGUGUUUGGGAGGAAAGAAUUUUUUUGAGUUUACGAAUCUAGUAGUUAGGAAAUUGAAUUAUCAUACUCAUUGGUAAUUGAAAGUUCUCUGGUCUGGAGUAAAUAUGUACUAAAACGGGAAGGGGGUUGCAUUGAGGCCGGGGAGAAUAAAGUGCUUUCCAGACGGA
Messenger RNA from Mirounga angustirostris (Northern elephant seal), 1293 nucleotides. It is a transcript of the gene GATD3, whose product is annotated as glutamine amidotransferase class 1 domain containing 3. The record is from RefSeq and is a predicted model, not a curated record. NCBI's taxonomy places the organism in Eukaryota, Metazoa, Chordata, Mammalia, Carnivora, Phocidae. Gene Ontology annotation, cellular component: mitochondrion. The transcript has 7 exons. Bases 70 to 864 code for a protein of 264 amino acids.